This is a messenger RNA of Suillus clintonianus, 1209 nucleotides long. RefSeq lists its product as uncharacterized. NCBI's taxonomy places the organism in Eukaryota, Fungi, Basidiomycota, Agaricomycetes, Boletales, Suillaceae. The transcript is spliced from 4 exons. The record is from RefSeq and is a predicted model, not a curated record. The coding region runs from base 1 to 1209 and encodes 402 amino acids.
AUGUCUGAUGAUAAAUCAAGCAGCAGCUCUUCGCAUUCCCUACCUCCUGCGGUGUGGUCAAAGGCGGAGGAAACUACCCUUCUUGAGUUCCUUCUGCAGGCCCUUCCUUCAUCAGGCGAUGGAGGCUUCAAGUUGGCCACCUUCAAUCAAGCAUCUGCGCACCUCAAGACAAAACACCCGCAUCAAAGGGGUACAGAAAAGAGUGGUGGAGUUUGCAAGAAUAAAUGGACAGCGUUAAAGAAAGCAUACCAAAUCAUCGUUGAAAUCAAGUGUAUGUUGGGUUUUACUUGGAGUGAUGAGCAUGGAGCGGGUAUUAUGGACAGAAAGGAUGAUGUCUGGGCGCGCUUUACAAAGUCACAUCCUCACGCAAAGCCCUUCAUGACGAAGGGCUUCGACCACUUCAAGAUCAUGCAGCAGUUGACACCAAGCAAGUCGAAAGGCUUGCACGUCUUCCGACCUACUACCACCGUCGCCAAUGCCAACACACUAUCCUCCAUCCCCCCAGCCACAGAUAAUGCACUUCCAGAGCCACCACCAUCCUCAGUGGGCCCACCACCAUCCUCAGUGUACCCACCACCAUCCUCAGUGUACCCGCCACCAUCCUCAGUGUACCCGCCACCAUCCUCAGUGUACCCGCCACCAUCCUCAGCAUACCCGCCACCAUCCUCAGCGUACCCACCACCAUCCUCAGUGGACCUUGAGCCACCUAUUCCUCCAUCUACCUUUCUCGCUCCUUCCACUGAAGGGUCUACCUCUGCUGGUGGCUCGGCAUGGACAAGCAUAAGCCGUGGAAAGCGAAAAUACAGUGCACUUUCUCCUGCGUCAGUUGCAGGCUCCCAGAAGCGAAGUUGGCCACCAUCUGCCACGCUAUUGGCACAGCAGGAGGGUAUGGAAACGAUGAAGAGCCUCGUUGAAGUAGUGCGUGAGAUGCAGAAGAAUCUUGUGUUAGCCCCGGCGCUGCCGCUAGUGCAGCCACAGCCUUCCACACAUGUUGGGAGCGCCAUUUCCCUCCUCAAUAAAUAUACAAACCUCACGAGCAAAGAGCGCUUGGGCAUUGCCAACUUUCUAGCUGAACAUGAGAACCAGGCUAUCAUUUUCUACUCAUUGGAUGAGGUGACGAGGCUUGAGUGGUUGGAAGAGAAGCGAGUGCCUUGCGGUGGUGCACCACGGCGAUCAGUGGACUCACAAGAAUAUAUGAUUGUGUCGUAG